Magallana angulata is the source of this 873-nucleotide messenger RNA. Its product is annotated as rRNA methyltransferase 2, mitochondrial-like. Gene Ontology annotation, cellular component: mitochondrion. Lineage: Eukaryota; Metazoa; Mollusca; Bivalvia; Ostreida; Ostreidae. Bases 132 to 866 code for a protein of 244 amino acids. Gene Ontology annotation, biological process: RNA methylation. Gene Ontology annotation, molecular function: rRNA (uridine-2'-O-ribose)-methyltransferase activity. The transcript is spliced from 3 exons. The record is from RefSeq and is a predicted model, not a curated record.
CUCUCAGAUAAAAUAUUGGCCGGUAUCACUCAUCACUGGCAGUGACUUGCAUUCGGCUCUUUUGACACCAGAAAUACACUGGCCCAAGAAAAAAUAUAAAAAAGGGGGUUUCCAGCAAUGUGCAGUUGGCCAUGAAUACAACGUUUUCACGAAGUGCAUGUCAGUUUUGCAUUAAAAACCUUGGACAGAGACAAAAAGGAACAAGUUCUCACAAAUGGAUACAGAGGCAACAUAAAGAUCCAUACGUGAAGAGAGCAAGAGAGGAAAACUGGCGAUGUAGAAGCGCUUUUAAACUCUUGGAAAUAGAUGACAAGCACAAACUUUUUACUCCAGGGCAGCUGGUAAUAGAUAUCGGGGCAGCUCCGGGGUCCUGGACACAGGUGGCGUGUAGGAGAACGAAUGCUGCAAGCUCAGAUGCAAAAUUACCCAAAGGGAAAGUGAUAAGCAUUGAUUUGUUACCCAUAGUUCGUGUUCCUGGUGCACAAAUCAUAGACUGUACCGACUUUACAUCCUUGGAAUGUCAAGGUAAAAUCAUCGAAUUGUCCGCCGGCAAAAAAGCUGAUGUGAUUCUGAGUGACAUGGCUCCAAAUGCUUCUGGAAUCAAGACAUUUGAUGGAAGGAUUCUUGUGUCGUUGGUGUCAAAAGUGUUAAAGUUUUCGGUGAACCAGUUAGGAGCGAACGGAACGGUACUGGUGAAGCUCUGGCACGGAGCAGGGUGCGAUGAACUCGAGCAGGUGAUGGACAAACUGUUCGACUCGGUAAAACUUGUCAAACCUCAAGCGAGUCGAGAUGACUCCAGAGAAAUUUAUUAUUUAUGUCAAAAGUUUAAAGGGCUUGAAAACAGUGAGGACAAUAAUAAAAUAUGAGAAAGAA